GGCGUCGGCGCCGUCCAGUCAGCCGCGGGUGGUGGCGGCGACUUCCCCUCCGGAGCCCGGGUCUCCGCCUCCUCCUUCCACCUCGCCUGCUCGGCGGCGGAGGCGGCGUUGGCGGCAGCGGGUGUCCCUGCCUCUCCGCCACCUCCACCUCGGCCUUACCCCAGGCCGGCGGCGUUGGCGGGGAGGGGGACAGUAGUUGUAGACGCCCGCCCCUGCCUCAAAGAAGCUCCCCAGUUGUUGCCCAGUCUCACUAUUUGGGUAAAGUCUGUGCUAAGAAACUGAAGCAAUUAACGGGUGAAUAUGAUCAGAUUUCUUCACCAAGUUCUCAGCCUGAUAAGGAGAAUCCCUUGUUGUCAGCCUAAUGAAGCAUUCAAAGACAUACGACUCUUUUCAAGAUGAACUUGAAGAUUAUAUCAAAGUGCAAAAAGCCAGAGGCUUAGAACCAAAGACUUGUUUCAGACAAAUGAGAGAGGACUAUUUGGAAACCUGGAGGUACAAAGAAGAAUUUGAUUCCAGACCCAGGUAUAGAAUGUUUGAUCAAAGAUUCCCAACUGAAACCAUCCAGACCUACUCAAGAACAUGCAAUAUUUCACAAGCAGUGGAAAACCAGUUCCCUCAGUGGCUACCAGCUCAUUACAAUAGGCAAAGACAAGACUCCCUGAGCUACUGUCAAUUCACCAGGGAUCGUUUCUCAGAAAAACCAGUACCCCUGAACCUUAGUCAGCAAGAGUAUAAUUAUAGCUCAUACAGUGUAGAGCCUGGAGUUUAUAAGCACCUCUCCUCAGAAAACACCACCAGUGCCCAUCCAGCCGCUCAUAAACAGAUACAUCAGAAGAGAAAAAGGCACGUAGAAGAAGGCAGAGAAAAAACAGAGGAGAAGAGGCCCAAGCAUAAGAGGAAAAAAGGUUGUGAUAAAACAGAUUUAGACAAGAGCCUCCAAGGAAACAAAACAGAGGUAGAAACAGUCAGGAUCAGUACAAAAAAGCUUAAGAAUCAAAAGGAGAAAAAAAGCCGAGAUGUCACCUCUAAGAAAGAGGAACGUAAGUGUAGAAAAGAAAAAAAGGAGCAAGGCAAAGAAAGGACAGAGGAGGAAAUGCUUUGGGACCAGUCUAUCCUUGGAUUUUGAAGCUCUUGAGUUGAUUCUCCUGAGGAUAAAUUGAAAAAAUAGUUGAGGAGAAGCUUGGUUUUAUGAUGUUCAUGUUCAUACCACUUUUCUCGUGUAAACAGGCACUUUAGCGUGUAGCGAAGGCCAAGGGAACAGAAAGUAUUUAUUUAGUAUGCUUGAUCUCCAACAUGGAAAUUACUUUGCCUCAUUUUCUAAAAGUAUUAUUGCAUUUUUUAUAUAAAAUGUAAUUUCCUUUAAUGAGAGUGGCUUUGCUUUUAUUCAUCAAAUUGCUAUGAUGAUGGAAGUAUUUUUCCCUUGUGAAGUCAUUUAUUUUAAACUGGAGGAUUAACAGGCUUUGUAGAAUCUAUUUCUUGAUUGGGUUUGGGGUAUUCUUACUCAUAUAUUCAUUAGUUUUCUCUAUACAACAAUUUAGAAUUGAUUUGUUUUUCCUAUAUUACAUCUGUGUUUUGUUUUUUCGAAAUUCUUUGUAUUUUCUAGAUUAGAAAGUGGAAAACAAAAUA
Messenger RNA from Rhinolophus ferrumequinum (greater horseshoe bat), 1626 nucleotides. RefSeq names its product lysine rich coiled-coil 1 (gene KRCC1). Lineage: Eukaryota; Metazoa; Chordata; Mammalia; Chiroptera; Rhinolophidae. Bases 362 to 1126 code for a protein of 254 amino acids. The transcript has 3 exons. The record is from RefSeq and is a predicted model, not a curated record.